UGUUAGACCCAGAGACAGAGCAGUGAAGACAAUAACGGUCGUGAAAAGGGGAAUAAAGAACGUAAUUUGACCGUUUUCAAUUAAAGGAAUUACUAUUGAUUAACAUUGAAGAAUCUGAAUUUCGCAGCUUUCAGGAAAAUAGUUGGAAGCUGGAGAGCGGUAGGAGAGCUCUCUGAGACGAGAUGGCCAUCUCUACUCAACUGGGCUUACUGCUCUGGAAAAACUUCACCUAUAGACGGAGACAGACUCUCCAGUUAAUUAUUGAGAUAAUAUGGCCGCUCCUCAUCUUCUUCAUCCUCAUAUCGGUGAGGGUACACUACCCACCCUACGAGCAACAUGAAUGUCACUUCCCAAACAAGGCCAUGCCCUCAGCGGGCACUCUGCCCUGGGUACAGGGGAUCAUCUGCAACGCCAACAACCCCUGCUUCCGCUACCCCACACCGGGCGAAACCCCAGGGACCGUGGGAAACUUCAACGACUCCAUAAUCUCCCGUCUGUUUAUCGAUGCCAAGAAAAUCCUCCUCUUCAGCCAGAAUGACAAGAGCUUUGAGGGCUACAAAGUUCUAGUGCGAGCCCUAAGGAACCUACAGACCAACACAGCAGGUUUCAAACUGAAGGACUUUCUCCGCGAUGAGGAGACUUUAUCAUCAUUCCUGCAUCGCAACGCCUCCCUGUCACACCACGCUGUCCGGCAUAUUGUGGAGGCCGAUGUCAACCUACAGAAGGUCUUGAUCGGAGGUUUUGGCGUCCAUCUUAGAGAUAUGUGCAACACCACGUCUCUGGAAGAGUUUGUGACUAUCUCCGACAAGAAUGUGUCUCGCCUCACCCAGGACAUCAUCUGCAAGGCCUCUCCUGAGUGGCUGAACAAUGCCCAAAACCACUUCCUGUCCAACCUGGACUUCCUGAAACCCAUACGGAAGGACGUGAGGUCCGACCCCGGGGUUGUCCAGGAGGUCUCCGCAGCUACCGACGGUCUGCUUGAAAGCCUAGGAGCAUUGGCUGUGGAGCUGGCCAGCAUGAAGAGUUGGAAGGACAUGCGCGACGAGAUCCAGUACCUGACGGCCAACGCCACGGGCUCCCCGAGCCACAUGUACCAGGCCGUGUCCCGCAUCGUGUGUGGUCACCCCGAAGGCGGCGGCCUGAAGAUCAAGUCCCUCAACUGGUACGAGGACAACAACUACAAGGCCCUGUUCGGGAACCACGGCGGCAACGGCAGCGACGACGAACCCGUGUCCGCCUACGACAACACCUCCACUCCGUACUGUAACAGCAUGAUGAGGAACCUGGAGUCCAGCCCAAUAUCCAGGAUGAUCUGGCGGGCUCUGAAGCCGCUCCUCAUGGGAAAGAUCCUUUACACACCAGACACCCCCGCCACCCAGAGGAUCAUCCACGAGGUGAACAAGACUUUCCAAGAGCUGGGAAUCCUGAGGGACCUGGGGGGGAUGUGGGAUGAGAUGAAGCCGAAAAUCUGGACCUUCAUAGAAAGCAGUGAGGAGAUGGACCUUGUUCGGACCCUGCUCCAGAACAACGCCAGCGCCAGCUUCUUUAACGACCGCCUGGCCGGCACCGAGUGGAAGGUGGAGGACGUGUCCCUCUUCCUGUCCAAGGCUGCGGAGGACAAGCGCCCCGCCGGCUCGGCGUACACGUGGAGAGACGUGAUCAACGAGACAGACGAGGCCAUCAAGACCAUCUCCCGCUUCAUGGAGUGUGUGAACCUGGAUAAACUGGAGCCUGUGGCCAACGAGGAGAGACUGGUCAACAAAUCCAUGGGUCUCCUAAACAACCAGAAGUUUUGGGCUGGGAUAGUGUUCCCAGACAUCUCCCGUAGCAACAGCUCUGACCUGCCGCCUAAUGUCAACUACAAGAUCCGCAUGGACAUCGACAACGUGGAGCGUACCAACAAGAUCAAGGACAGAUACUGGGACCCUGGUCCCCGGGCCGACCCGUUUGAGGACCUGCGCUACGUCUGGGGCGGGUUCUCCUACCUGCAGGACGUCAUCGAGCAGGGCAUCAUCAGGGCGGUGACGGGCACCAAGGAGAAGACGGGAGUCUACAUCCAACAGAUGCCUUACCCCUGCUAUGUAGACGACAUGUUUCUCCGCGUGAUGAGUCGCUCCAUGCCUCUCUUCAUGACCCUGGCCUGGAUGUACUCUGUGGCCCUCAUCAUCAAGGGCGUGGUCUACGAGAAGGAGGCGCGGCUCAAGGAGACCAUGAGGAUCAUGGGAUUGGACAACGGCAUCCUGUGGCUGAGCUGGUUCAUCAGCAGCCUCAUCCCCCUGCUCAUCUCCGCCGGGCUGCUGGUGGUUCUACUCAAGAUGGGGAACCUGCUUCCGUACAGCGACCCUGGCGUGGUCUUCCUGUUCCUGGCUUCGUUUGCGGUCGUGACCAUCAUGCAGUGCUUCCUCAUCAGUACCAUCUUCUCGCGUGCCAACCUGGCGGCGGCGUGUGGGGGCAUCAUCUACUUCACCCUCUACCUGCCCUACGUGCUGUGUGUUGCCUGGCACGACUACGUGGGCUACGGGGCCAAAGUUGUUGUGAGCCUGCUGUCCCCGGUUGCGUUUGGGUUCGGCUGUGAGUACUUUGCCCUGUUUGAGGAGCAGGGGGUGGGAAUCCAGUGGUCCAACCUGCUGUCCAGCCCUCUUGAGGAAGACAGCUACUCCCUCACCACCUCAAUCAGCCUCAUGCUGUUUGACGCCUUCCUCUACGGGGUCAUGACCUGGUACAUCGAGGCUGUCUUCCCUGGCCAGUAUGGAAUCCCAAGGCCCUGGUACUUUCCCUUCACUAAGUCCUACUGGUGUGGAGAGAAACAGGGAAAGAACGUACAAGAAGGAAGUGGUGGAAACGCCAAAGCUGUGUGCAUCGAGGAGGAGCCGUCUCACAUCAAACCGGGCGUUUACAUCAAGAACCUGGUGAAGGUUUACAGCCACGGCAACAAGCUAGCCGUAGACGGGUUGACCCUGGGCUUUUACGAGGGGCAGAUCACCUCCUUCCUGGGGCACAAUGGCGCCGGAAAGACCACCACCAUGUCCAUCCUGACGGGUCUGUUCCCGCCCACAUCUGGCACCGCCUACAUUAUGGGGAAGGACAUCCGGUCAGAGCUCAGCACCAUUCGACAGAACCUGGGCGUCUGUCCUCAACACAACGUUCUCUUCAGCAUGCUGACUGUGGAGGAGCACAUCUGGUUCUACGCCCGUCUGAAGGGCCUGCCUGAGGAAAAGGUGAAGGCCGAGAUGGAACAGAUUGUCAACGACAUCGGCCUACCUCACAAACGCCAGUGUCGUAGCAACACCCUCUCGGGAGGCAUGCAGAGGAAGUUGUCGGUGGCUUUGGCGUUUGUUGGCGGGUCUAAGGUUGUGAUCCUGGAUGAACCCACUGCUGGAGUCGACCCAUAUGCACGACGUGGCAUCUGGGACCUUCUUCUGAAGUAUCGCGCAGGCCGUACCAUCAUCCUGUCCACCCACCACAUGGAUGAGGCGGACAUCUUGGGAGACCGCAUCGCCAUCAUCUCCCAUGGCAAGCUGUGCUGCGUCGGCUCCUCCCUGUUCCUGAAGACUCAGCUGGGGACGGGCUACUACCUGACCCUGGUCAAGAGGGACUUCGACCUGAGCCUGAGCUCCUGUAGGAACUCCUCCAGCAGUUCUGUCUCCUACAGCAAGAAGGUGGGCCUCCUUCAGCCUCAGCCCCUCACAACCGUAAAGGAGGACAGUGUUUCUGAGAGCAGCUCGGAUGCUGGACUUGGCAGUGAACCCGAAAGCGAAACCACCACUAUCGAUGUUACCAUGAUCUCCAAUGUGAUCUUCAAGCACGUGCCAGCUGCCAGGCUUGUUGAAGACCUGGGACACGAACUCACUUAUGUUCUGCCCUAUGAAGCGGCUAAAGGUGGAGCCUUCGUGGAACUCUUCCAUGAGAUCGAUGAUCGCCUGUCAGACCUCGGCAUCUCCAGCUAUGGCAUCUCAGACACGACUCUGGAAGAGAUCUUCCUGAAAGUUGCAGAGGACAAUGGAGUGGACGUUGCUGAACUGCCUAACUCAGAUGGCACCAUCCCAGCUCGUAGGCACCGCAGACAUGCGUUUGGCGACCACCAGAGUUGUCUUAAACCUUUCACCGAGGAUGAUGGCUUCGACUUCAACGACUCAGAAGGUGACCCAGAAUCCCGUGAGACGGACUGGCUAGGAGGCUCGGAUGGUAAAGGUUCAUACCAGGUCAAAGGCUGGCGUCUAAAGAGACAGCAGUUUGUGGCAUUGAUAUGGAAACGCUUCCUGUAUGCCCGGCGAUCCAGAAAAGGUUUCUUUGCUCAGAUUGUGCUCCCUGCUGUGUUUGUCUGCAUCGCCUUGGUCUUCAGCCUCAUCGUCCCUCCGUUUGGAAAGUACCCCAGCCUUCAGCUGGAGCCUGGAAUGUAUGAAGAACAGUUCACCUUCAUCAGUAACGACGCACCUGAUGACCUACUUACUAAUAAGCUGUUGGGUGCCCUGACAAACUACGACGGCUUUGGUCCUCGCUGUGACUCAUCGAGUGAUGCUUCUUGCAACGUGGCUUACAACGACUGGGGCAUUCCAGAGGUGCCGGAGACUGUGAGGGACAUCUUUAUGAAUGGUAACUGGAGCAUGGGAAACCCCUCUCCUAUGUGUGAAUGCAGCUGCGAAGGGCGCAAGAAGAUGUUGCCCGAGUGCCCUCCUGGAGCUGGAGGUCUGCCUCCUCCGCAGGUGAAAAUCAGUGACGUAGGCACCCUGCAGAAUCUGACUGGUAGAAAUGUGUCAGAUUACCUGGUCAAAACCUAUGCUCAGAUUAUUGGGAAAAGCUUGAAGAACAAGAUAUCAGUCAAUGAAUUCAGAUAUGGUGGAUUCUCAUUGGGUGCCAGGAACACCCAGUUCCUCCCACCAAGUGAAGACAUUGACCAAGCCAUCAGUGGUAUUAGACGACGCUUCCAACUGGAGAGAGGGACUGCUGCUGACCGUUUCUUUGGCAGUUUAUCCAGCUUCAUCCAGGGACUAGACACCAAAAACAACGUCAAGAUCUGGUUCAACAACAAGGGGUGGCACAGUAUUGGAUCUUUCCUCAAUGUGAUGAACAAUGGUAUCCUGCGCGCUAGCCUGCCCGCCAACCAGAACCCUGGCAAGUUCGGCAUUAAUGCUUUCAACCACCCACUUAACCUCACCAAGGAGCAACUGUCGCAGGUCGCACUUAUGACCACCUCGGUGGAUGUGUUGGUGUCCAUCUGCGUGAUCUUCGCCAUGUCCUUCGUCCCGGCCAGCUUCGUAGUCUUCCUCAUUCAGGAGAGGGUCAACAAGGCCAAACACAUGCAGUUCAUUAGCGGUGUGCAGCCUUUGCUCUACUGGACGGCCAACUUCCUCUGGGACAUGUGUAACUACAUUGUUCCUGCUACUCUGGUCAUCAUCAUCUUCGUCUGCUUUCAACAAGACGCCUAUGUCUCCUCCACUAACCUGCCCGUCCUGGCCCUGCUACUCCUGCUCUAUGGGUGGUCCAUCACACCCCUGAUGUACCCGGCGUCGUUCUUCUUCAAGAUCCCCAGCACCGCCUACGUGGUGCUCACCUCCGUCAACAUCCUCAUCGGCAUCAACGGCAGCGUCUCCACCUUCGUCCUCGAGCUCUUCGGCAGCAACGAAAUCGGAGGGAUCAACGACAUCCUGAAGAACGUGUUCCUGAUCUUCCCUCACUUCUGUCUGGGUCGAGGCCUCAUCGACAUGGUGAAGAAUCAGGCCAUGGCCGACGCUCUGGAGAGAUUCGGUGAGAACCGGUUUCGUUCCCCUCUGGCAUGGGACAUGGUGGGCAAGAACCUGUUUGCCAUGGCUGUGCAGGGUGUGGUCUUCUUCACCAUCACGGUGCUCAUCCAAUACCGCUUCUGCUUUAAGGCCAGAUCUAUGAAAACAAACCAGAAGCCUAUCGGUGAAGAAGAUGAAGACGUGGCGAGAGAGAGGCAAAGGAUUCUGGGAGGAGGGGGACAGUCUGAUAUUUUGGAACUCAAGCAGCUGACCAAGGUGUACAACAGAAAACAGAAACCUGCAGUAGAUCGUCUUUGCGUGGGCAUUCCUCCAGGAGAAUGUUUCGGUCUGCUUGGAGUCAAUGGAGCAGGAAAGACGAGCACGUUUAAGAUGCUGACUGGAGACUCAGUAAUCACGAGCGGAGAGGCUUACCUGGCGGGAAAAAGUGUGUUGACGGAGAUGAACGAGGUGCACCAGAACAUGGGCUACUGCCCCCAGUUUGACGCCAUCAACGACCUGCUGACCGGCAGGGAACACCUGGAGUUCUACGCCAUCCUGAGAGGGGUGCCAGAAAAGGAAGUGUGCGAGGUGGCGGAGUGGGGCAUCCGUAAACUAGGCCUGGUGAAGUACGUGGACAAGGCGGCGGGGAGUUACAGCGGUGGGAACAUGAGGAAACUUUCCACGGCCAUGGCUCUUAUUGGAGGUCCAUCGGUGGUCUUCCUGGACGAGCCCACCACUGGUAUGGACCCCAAGGCCCGACGGGCUCUUUGGAACUGCAUUCUCAGUAUCGUUAAGGAGGGGCGAUCAGUGGUUCUCACUUCGCACAGCAUGGAAGAGUGCGAGGCCCUGUGUACGCGGAUGGCAAUCAUGGUCAACGGGAGGUUCCGCUGCUUGGGCAGCGUUCAGCACUUAAAGAACAGAUUCGGGGAUGGCUACACCAUCAUCCUCCGGGUGGCAGGACCAGACCCGGACCUAAGGCCAGUAAUGGAGUUCAUAGAGAGGGAACUUCCAGGCAGCACGCUGAAGGAGAAGCACAGGAACAUGCUUCAGUAUCAACUGUCCUCCGCCAAAACCACACUGGCUCGCAUCUUUAGCAUCCUGGCCAAAAACAAGGAAUGGCUGCUCAUAGAGGACUACUCAGUCUCUCAGACCACACUGGACCAAGUAUUUGUGAAUUUCGCCAAGGACCAGAGUGACGAGGACCACUUCAAAGACAUUUCGAUGCACAAGAGAGACGCUGUGGCCGUUGACAUGGGGGAGGUGGAUGUCACUCAGCUCAAGUCUUUCCUCACAGACGAAAAGGCCCGGGAGAGCUGCGUGUGAGUUCAAAGCUGCGUCUGAAAUGGAGCUCUAUUCCCUCAGUAGCACGCAACUUUUGUCCAGAGCCUUUGUCAACAAUGGCGCACUAUGUAAGGAGUAGGGGGACUUUUUGGACGAACCCGGUCUGUUCCUCUCCCAGACAGACUUCUGAGGCCCCUGUAGACGGGUCGUUCUGGAGAGAAGGGUUUUUCUACGUCUUUUAAGUGUUUCUUUUUAUUGUUAUUUCUCAGUGGACUGCCCAGCUUUUAGUGUUCUCCGCAGGGCACAGCGAGAACUAGCGGCCGAAGCGCAACACUGAAACUCAAUGCAAAUCAAUGCAAUGAUUAAACCUCACUGGGGUGUUCAACGAGGGCGAGCCUGGUGCCCCUCGCUAGAAAAGACUGAAGGACUUGGAGCCCAGACAGAGUGUGAGGAGCACACGUGUGGUCUGUGUACACUUGUCAAGGAUCAACAGCACACAAGAACAUUUCAAUCAUCUCACUCACUGCCAACCAACAGUCAUUUUGAUUCAGGGUCUGUUUUUUCUCUCUCUCUCUCUCUCUCUCUCUCGGUUACCAAGAGAAUGUUUUUUUGAAGAACUAAAAGAAGAACAAUCAAUUUCAACGAGAGUCCAAUCACAGAUGAAAGACAAAUGCAAAUACAUUAUAUUGCUAAAUUUCAUUUCAAAUCUGAAAACAAAAGUAAACAUAACGUGUUAUAUUAUAUUUUUUGAACGAUAAAUGUUUUGUCAGUGUUGUCAUGACGUCCUGCGCAGUGCCUGUCAAUCAUGGUGGAGAUAGACGUUAACACUCCAGCUUCAAAAUACCAUCGAAGACGGGCUGUAGAAUUUUCUGGAAUGAAAAAGCACAAAGACAGAAUAUUCUUCAAAACUUUGAAAGGAUGUCAGUGAUCACUUAUGUCAGAUUACUGCUUUCUUAACGAAGUAUUGUACUGUACCACAAUGAUAAAAGGGGGUCAGGCCUAUCUGUCUGUGAACUUGCAGUCUAAUAGCAACACUUGUUGUUUUUAGCUAGCAGUCAUUCUUCUGACUUUCUGUUUUUUGAAGUGUGGGGCGAGAACUACAUUGCAUGCUUUCCGAUGGCCAACAUGGUGUAGCUCUACAGUAGGCUGGUAUGCGUCCCACAGGAGUCGUCAUAGAUUUAAGCAAUGAGCUGCUGUUGAAAGACAACUUACUGAUGUUUUCCCUCUGCAGGCUUCAUGUCCUGUUUAAUUGAUGAAUAAAUAUGUAUUACUAACGUGAAGACUUGAGGGAAAUGGGGUUUUCCAUUAUUGAUGAAUCAACUUUUUUUUAUAUACAGUGUAUGUGCGUAAACAGUGAUGGGAAACAUUGAUGGUAUAUUUCUGGGUAUGUGUUGUUCAGUGAACACUGUCAUCAGUGCCAAAAUGUUGAGUUAACCUGUUGUUGAGUUUGAGGCCACCGUUUUUGGAGUUCGGCUCUCUUGAACAUUGUAGUACAAGUAGGAUGUGUAAAAGGUGAACAGUGGAAUGGACAGAAGCUAAAAAACAUGUGGCUAGACACAAAGGUUGGGUCUCACACUUUGCACCCAACCAAUCGUCAAUCUGUGUCAAUGCCAAAGUCCUCCUGGCUGAACAACUAGUGUGCAUCAACAAUGACCAAAACUCCACAUUUACACACCAAACUACUCUGGUGGGGAGGGUUUUACUGACACAUGCCUCCUCCAGCAUACCUCCCUCCAGGGUACCAACCAUCAGCCUAUCUACAUCCAGACUUAGGGCCAAAUAACCACUCAACAAAUGACCAGACAUAGAGGGACCAGCCCAAUAAAGUGCCACUGUCUGGUUAAGUAACACUGAAGUCAAUUCAGAUGGAAUAUCCGAUCAUACAAAGACCCCUGUCAUAUUUGUAAUGAUGGGGAGAGGUAGAGAACCCAGUCUCUAUAUAUGGACGCUUACUAGCACUUUAUAGCAGUUUUCAAUGUAAUAUUUACAGUACACGACUUACACUGGAAUACCUGCGGAUUUCAGAAGCUAUGCCUGAGACUACAAUGCGUUUUGUCUGUUCCGCGAAAAAAAACUAAAAAAACAUUUUUCAAGAAGUGUCUUGUACUAUUAUAAUUAUUUUACUGUGUUUCAAUAUUAUUUGUUUACAUUUUAAAUUAAAAAGCCUGUUAAUAUCUGUUACUUGUUGUGUACCGUACCUAUUUACACAAAUAAAAAUUGUUACAUUUUGAAGUUUG
This is a messenger RNA of Esox lucius (northern pike), 9238 nucleotides long. RefSeq names its product phospholipid-transporting ATPase ABCA1. Gene Ontology annotation, cellular component: intracellular membrane-bounded organelle; membrane. Lineage: Eukaryota; Metazoa; Chordata; Actinopteri; Esociformes; Esocidae. The record is from RefSeq and is a predicted model, not a curated record. Gene Ontology annotation, molecular function: ATP hydrolysis activity; ATP binding; ABC-type transporter activity. Bases 183 to 7043 code for a protein of 2286 amino acids. The transcript is spliced from 48 exons. Gene Ontology annotation, biological process: transmembrane transport; lipid transport.